This is a messenger RNA of Parus major (Great Tit), 2326 nucleotides long. RefSeq names its product nicastrin (gene NCSTN). The transcript is spliced from 8 exons. The record is from RefSeq and is a predicted model, not a curated record. Lineage: Eukaryota; Metazoa; Chordata; Aves; Passeriformes; Paridae. Gene Ontology annotation, biological process: protein processing; Notch receptor processing. Gene Ontology annotation, cellular component: membrane. The coding region runs from base 1 to 2136 and encodes 711 amino acids.
AUGGCGGCGGCCGGGCCGGGCCGGGCUUCCCUGGGAACGGCCCGGAAUUCCCUGGGAACGGCCUGGAAUUCUCCGGGAGCGGCCCGGAGUUCCCUGCGGAUGCUCCGCGCGCUGCUCGUGGCCGCGCUGGCGGCGGGGGCUGCUCCCUCUUUUCCAGCCUCGCUGAGCGGGAACACGGGCGUGAUCCACGUGGUGGAAAAUGAGGAAGACCUGGAAUGGCCGCUCUCCAAAGGGCCCAAUCCCCCCUACAUGAUCCUGCUGGACGGGAAUCUCUUCUCCAGGGAGGUUUUGAUGAUGCUGAAGGAGAAUUCCCGGAUUUCUGGCCUGGCCGUGGCCCCUGCCUCUCGCGCCCCUCUCCAAGGAUUUUCCCCGGGAUUGAAAUGUCCCAAUGAUGGAUUUGGUGAGGAAAAUACACCGGGAUUUCCCGGCAAGACAGGAACACGAAACAAACACGAGAUUUUCCCCGGAACGAGUUUCCCAGCUCUUAUCCCGUGUUUUUCCCGGCAGUGUUUCCUGGCUCACAACGUGCCGGGCGCGGGCGGCGCGGCGCCGCCGUUCCCGCUGUGCGCGCUGCAGCUGCAGGCCCACAUGCACGCCGCCGCCAGCACGGCCACCUGCAUGCGCCGCAGCUCGCUGCAGAGCGCCUUCAGCAUCAACCCCGGUGCGCAUUCCCAUUCCUUAUCCCGCUUUUCUCACCUGCUUCCUGGGAAUUCUCCCCCUUCCAGCCCUGUUUUCCUUUUAUUCCGGCUCCUGCAGUGGUUCCCUCCCUUCCCGUGUCCUCCUGGUGAUCCAUUCGUGGCCUCUUGCCCGUUGUUCCCAUUCCCGCUGUUCCCGCUGUUCCCAUUGUUCCCAUUCCCGCUGUUCACAUUGUUCUUUCCCGCUGUUCCCGCUGUUCCCAUUAUUCCCAUUGUUCCCAUUGUUCUCAUUGUUCCCAUUGUUCCCAUUUUUCCCAUCCCCAUUCCCAUUGUUCCCGCUGUUCCCAUUCCUGCUGUUCCCAUUGUUCUUUCCCGCUGUUCCCAUUCCCGCUGUUCCCGCUGUUCCCAUUGUUCUUUCCCGCUGUUCCCAUUGUUCCCAUUGUUCUUUCCCGCUGUUCCCAUUGUUCUUUCCUGCUGUUCCCAUUCCCGCUGUUCCCGCUGUUCCCAUUGUUCCCAUUGUUCUUUCCUGCUGUUCCCAUUCCCGCUGUUCCCGUUCCCGCUGUUCCCAUUCCCGCUGUUCCCGCUGUUCCCGCUGUUCCCAUUGUUCCCGCUGUUCCCAUUGUUCCCGCUGUUCCCGCUGUUCCCGCUGUUCCCAUUCCCGCUGUUCCCGCUGUUCCCACUGUUCCCAUUCCCGCUGUUCCCGCUGUUCCCGUUCCCGCUGUUCCUGCUGUUCCCAUUCCCGCUGUUCCCGCUGUUCCCAUUCCCGCUGUUCCCGCUGUUCCAGGUCCGGGCUCUCGUGGCCGCUCUCGGUGUCGCCGCCUCCGGCUCCGGCGUCUCCGUGCGGGAACCGGGAUUCUCCCGGCCCCUCCCCCCCUCGGCAUUCCAGAGGUUCCUGCGGGCCCGGAGCAUCCCGGGGGUGCUGCUGAGCGACCACCGGGAGCAGUUCCACAACAGGUAUUUCGAGAGCAUUUACGACACGGCCGAGAACAUCGGGCUCCGUUAUCCCGAGGGAUCCAGCCCCGAGGAGCAGCUGGAAUUCGUCUCCGACACCGCCCGGGCGCUGGCCCAGGUGGGGACGCUGCUGGCCCGGACGCUCUUCUGGUGGGCCGGAGGCACCGAGGGAGCCGAGAGCAUCCAGGCUGAUCCCAAAACGGUGGGAAUGGCGGGAAUCCCGGAAUCCUGGGAAUCCUGGGAAUCCUGGGGGUCUGGGAAUGCCGGGGAUCCCAGGAAUCCUGGGGAUCCACAAGUGUCCUGGGAUCCCCGAUUUCCCUGGAAUGCCGGAUUUGAUUUUCAAAUCCUCAAUUCCCAACCCCCCCAAUCCCAAUUCCCCCUCCCCAAUCCCGGAUUUCCUCACUCCCUCUCCCGGAAUUCCGGUGUUUUCCAGCUGCUGACGCUGCUCCUGGGGCUCCUGGUGCUGCUCCUGUCCCUCCUCUUCACCUUCCUCAUCAGCUCCCGGGCCCAGCUCCUCUUCGGGACCCCCCCCGGCCCCUCUGGAUACUGAAAAUCCGGGAAAAUCCGGGAAAACUGCCAGGAAAAUCCGGGAAAAUCCAGGAAAAACCAGGAUCGGCCUCGGGAAUCCCCAGGAAACGGCGCCUGGGGGGAAUUCCUGGAAUUCUGGGUUGGAUCAAUGCCCUGAGAGGGGAAUUCCCGGAAUUCCGGGUUGGAUUCUCUGCUCUGGAUGGGAAAUUCCC